AUGCCUAUCAAAACAAAAGAUUCUUUACUUGAUGAAGAUGAUAUAUAGCCCAAGCACUCAGAUUUCCUGAUCUUUUACGAUAGGAAAGUUGAAAAAUUAACUCUCUAAAUGGCAAAAACCAGCAGCAAAUGGAAAAAACUAAUAUUAGUGGGUUUUGCUAAUUCCCCUCUUUCCUGUAGGAAAAGAAAGGGAAGCCUUAGCAAAAAGAGUGCUCGGGCUAUAUUAGGCUAUAUUGCCAGCAAAUCAGCUUAUGCUGAGCUGAGGUAUCGGAUAUUGGUUUAUUUUGAAAAAAUUUUCCAAGAAAAAUAUAAUCAUAGACUGAAGUUAAAAAAUCAAUUAUUUCUUGAAAUAUCAAUAAAUGUGAUCAUCACAAUACAGAUGAUUACAUUCGCAUGGUAUCCCAACAUGAAUAUGAGUGGUUGGGAUAGCUACUCUCAGUUUUGAAAUCUUAUUGGCUAUAUAAGUCCUGACUCCCUUUUUGCUGACUUAGGGAUUUAUGAAGUUUCUUUUUAUACAGUUGUUAGUGCCAUUGGGUAUUGCUUGCUUUGCUUACCCCCCUGCUUCCCUCUCUCUGCUAGCGAGCAUGAUAAUUUGUUAGCUUAUUUAAUUUUUUUCCAAACUUAAACAAUCAGGAAAUUUGAAAGUUAAAAUAAUUUAAUUUGUAAAAUUCAUGUUUCAAUGCAAAUUGUUUAAAAUUUAACAUAAUUAGCUAGAUAUUUCAUUAUAAUAAUUAUCAUUUAUAUAUCCAUAAUUUUUAUAUAAAAAAUUUUUGUUCACUCACGGUGGAUGGGUUUUUAACCAAAAAGUUCAGAUUUUUCCAAUAGUUUUGCUCACUUGCGGAGGGAUAGGGGUGAGUUACUACUAAUUGCAGUAUUAGGGUGCCUAAACCAGAAAAUUCCUUGGAUACUAAUUGUGAUUCCGAGAAAGAUUCUAAUGAUUUUAAACACUGUCAUGUUUAUCCCAAGUGUAAGCAUUUUAUCAAUUAUUUUUAAGUAUUCGGCAUUUGACUAUACAGAUUGUAUAGAAUACUCUAGUAUUAGUGAUCCUAGUAAACUUAAUUUUGGUCCAGUAGGAGCACUAAUCGCAUUAAUUUUUUUGAUAUUUUUGCUAUUUAUCAUUUUAUUUUCAGAAAUCUUUACUUCUGAUAUUAGGCAUUCCUCAUAUCAGAAAAACAUAAGAGCGAGGUCUAAUUCAAAAAUAGAUAUUCAUAUAAUUCUGUUUUGCUAUAUAGAAUGCAUUCUUUAUGUAUUUUUUGGAGGAGAUCAUAUAAAGUAUUUCGAAACCAUUCUAAUGAUUUUUUCUACAGCAAUUUUAUGAGAAACCCUUCACUUUUUGCCAUAUUUUAAUCUUGCAGGAAAUUCGAUUCAAGCAUGCAAAAUGUUCAUUAUUUCAUGCACUUUGCUAUUCUUUUUAAUUGGAGAAACAAUGGAUAAUGGCUCUCUUAUUGUUUUAUUUGAGCUAUUUGUCCUCCCACCGCUUACCAUUCUUAUUAUCAAAAAGGUGAAAAACAAUUUUCUUGCAUUAUCUCAGCAUGAUAAAAUGCCAAACGAUCAAUAUAAAUUCGAACAAAUUGUGAGGCAUUUAUUAGUUAAUAAGCAAUUAGAAGAUAAAAUCUCAGUUAUCAAGCUCUUUACAAAUUGCUAUAAAAAAUCAUUUGAAAGAGACAAAAUGCUUAUUAUAUGAGAAACCAAUUAUUGUCUGCAUAUCCUAAAAGAUGAAAGACUCGCAAGAAUAAAGCUUGCAAAAGCAGCUGAUGCAAAGUCAAGCUUUGAAGGUGACAUUCAUGCUAUGAGACUUUCAAAUAGAAUACUUGAAUCCAAUUCUUCAUCCUUAUCUGAAGUCCACUAUUUAAGCUACCUGCAGGACCUUAGCAAAGUAAAGCAUAUGGAUGAAGAAGCCUGCAUUUUAUUAAUAGAUUUAUGAACUGAAAUCAACAUGAGAAUCCCCAGUACUCAAAAGUUAGUAAAGCUUGUCUAUAGAAUACAUGACUUGAUUACCAAUAUUAAAACACUCUAUUCAAUGCUUUCAUCUAAACAUAAACAGACAGAGGUGUAUGAUCUUUACUCUUCAUUUUUAGAAAAUAUUUUGCGUGACGUUGAGCAGAGUGAGAUGAUCAAUCGGAAAAAAACUGCAUUUAGAAACUCACUUGACCUUUUAGUUGAAGAAAAUAAAAAAUUGAAUAUGUUUGGAGAAAGAAAUGGAAUCAUUCUUAUUUCUGCAAAUUCUGAGUCUUUUGGGACAAUAGCUUACAUGAAUCAAAAUGCAGGAGAUAUUUUAAAAAUACCGUUUGAGGCUGGGAUUGGGGUGCCACUAUCAUAUUUCAUUCCAAAGCCUUUUGACCAUAAUCAUGAUCAGUUUAUGAAAGAAUUCUAUAAUAGCUGCAGAAAUAAAAUCGUGACGCUUAUGAAAUUGGUCUCUGAGGCGCACUCCUAUGGAGCAGGUAGAUCCCAUACUGAUGAAGCUGAAAACAAGACCUCUGUCCCUUUUGAAGUAGGCCUUAACGCUUAGGGAUGCCUUUUGAAGAAAGAAAUUCUAUUUUGCUAGGUGGGCUAGACAGGUUUUUCCUCUCAAAUAAUCUUUGUCUAUUAGGACUAUCGGGACACCUACAGAGGGUGGCUCUAAACCUUGGGAGCUGAUCCUUAGGUUAGGUGAGUUUUACCAGAAAAUUCAGAGGAUUAAAUUUUGGUUGGGCCUGACACCAUUUUCACUCUGAGUUGAUGCACCGGUGUAGGCAACCUAUCCAGCCAAGAUAGUCCGGAUAUUAGGAAGCUCGCUUAUGGCCGUGCAAAAUUUUAAUUUUAAUCUUAAUAGCUGCACAACAACUGAAGUCACCACUCACUUUAAUCUUUUCCUUCAAAGCCAACAAGGAUUUCUUGUGGAGUGCAAAUUUAUGAUUAGAUUGACUGCAGUUGAAAAUCGCGCCUAUAUACUAGCUUCUUUUCGAAGGCGAAAUUCAAAGAGAGAAAUCGCUUUGAUUUCUGAUAAAGGUGUAAUCUAUAACCAUUCUGAAAGAUUUCCGUUUUAUAUAGGGCAAAACAACUAUUUUCUAAGAAAUAAACAUUUAUCAGAUAUAAUCCCAAAUUUUGAUAUUUCCACUAUGGAUGUAUGCUCACCAUUAAUAGUCUCUUCUGAAGACAUUCAAAUAUUGCUUGUCCACCUGGUACGUAAAUUCAGAUCAACUGAAAUCCAUAUUUUAGCAGUAAUUUAUGAUGAAAAAGAAAUUAGCCUAUGAAAAGAAGGUCAUGAAACUGAACAAAUAGAAUUCUUUAGAAAUGCCUAUUUCAAAGAGAUGAAAGCAGAAGAGAGCAAAACAUAUGAAGGAGACGUUAGUGUAAGUGAAUUAAUGCAUUCCAAAGAUAGGGUUAAAUUCAUCAGCCUUAAUAGCUCAGCUAUAAAUCUAGGUGAUGAAACAAGCCAUACACAAAUUAUUUAUGAGACCACAAUGGAAGAAAGCAAAGCAGUAACAAAUUCAAAGUCGCAAUCGACUUUGAAUUAUAAUGGAAAUACAACUUCCAAUAAUAAUUCAAAAAGUAAUCGUAACGUAGGAUUUGCAUAUAAUAUUCUCAGCAAUUCUGAGAAAAAACACUCACUUCCCCAUCCUUGAUCGAACGAUUCACUGUAAAAAUUCCUAAAAAUUGGGAAAAUUAACCCCAAUCCUUGAUCGAACGAUUUUAAUAUCAUGCAAAUUUUUAUAUAUAUAAAAAUAUAUUCGUUCUCAAGCUUGGGAAGGUGUGCCUAAUGAAGUUGUUGUCAGAGACUUUGAGAAGACAGAAAGCUACGGAAUCAACCACCCGAAGUGCUUUAGUCAUCAACCUGAGCUUAAAAACUCAAUAAUCUAAAAAUAGAGAUUCUUUAAAAUUUUAAAUUCAAUAAGAAACAAAUUAAAAUUUAUACAGUUUCAAGGGGUAACCAAAAAAUCAAAAUAUUAGAAAUUGGUAUUCUUAUGAAAUUAAUUUCAAUUUUUUGCUCUUAACUCUCUUAUUUAAAUGUAUAUAAAAUAAAAAAUAUAUAUAUAUAUAUAUAUUUUUUUUAUAUAGUUUUUUUUUAUCCCUAUCCUUGAUCGAACGAUGGCGAGCCGUUCGAUCAAGGAUGAGGGAGUCAAGAUUUUUACUUGAAUUUUAUUUCUUUCAGUAAUUUUUAUGCAGAUUGCAGCAGUUAUAGGAAUAAAUAUUGGGAUUGUUAUCUGCAUGUAUAAUAAUAUUGCUCAAACAACUACUGCUAACUCUUUUAAUGAUUUAGGAACUCUGCUGUGUUCUCUUGGGAGCUUGGUAAAUAAAGCCAUUGAGCUUAAUAUUGAUUUAGCCAAAAAUAGCGAGUCAUUUGAAAGCGAUUUAUCAUCUUUUAAUAGCACAAUAAAUGUGCUCAUUGGUGUAGAAAAUUCAAUUUUAAACGAUAUAGACAACUUACACUAUUGCUCUUCUUCUGAGAUUAUUCUUGAUCCAAAGAUCCCUAUAUGAGAUAUUAAUGAUGAAGAUUUAAUUACAUACCAAAAUCUUUAUGAUGCUAUUCAGAGGUAUAUCAAUAAUGUAAUCAUAAUAUAGUGUAUAAAUUUUCUUGAAUCUCUGAAGAAGAGCGAAAUUGAAAUGGAUAGUCUCAGUUUUAUAUUAUUCAAUGGUCUGGGCUACUUAUAUGACUACAUAAAAAUAUCUACAGAAAGUUGAGUUCAGUGCGAAAGUGAUAGAAUUGAAUCAAUAGUUACAAAUAUUACUGUUCUUUUAAAUGCUGCCAUAGUAAUCUUGCUCCUCUUCUGUGAGCGAACAAAACCAUUGGAAAAUCCCUAUUUUUUGGCUAAAGCACUACCCUAAAUAAGCAAAAUAAAUCCUUUUAAAUGGUAAUUAGUAUAAUAAAUUAUCUAGCUAAUUUUGUUGAAUUUUAAACAGCUUGCUUAUUAAGAAAUAAUUUUUUAAAAUUUUUUAAAAGAAAAAACAUUUUACUAUAUAAAAUGUUUUUAAAAAAAAAACGUGUGAACAAAAUUUUUGUUAUCACGGAAAGGGGGAGUUAGUAGUUUUUCAAGGAUUUUUAAUCAGCUAUAUUGCAUAUAUUAAUAAAGGAAUGAAUAGUUAUUGGAAUUUUAUAAAGCUUAGUUCGCAGGCUUCAUAUCUAGAAUUAAAACGAGCAUUGUUAGAAAGACUGUCAACAGUUCACGGUCUUGAUUAUGAAAAAGACCAUUCAUCUACCAAAAAAGCCGACUCAAAGUCUGAAAUUCUACCACAUGUAUAUUGAAGAUAUACAAGAAAGCUUCUGGUUUUUUUUAUAAUUUCUACAUCAUACUAUUUUUUAAUAGAGUUUCAUUUAUAUAAAGACUGCAGCAAUUACGCAAAAAAUAGGCCUAAACUACUUCACAAUUUUAUAAUAACUCUCCAUUUUAAAUUCGAACAAAAAAAUCAUGUAAAAUAUAUUUUAUAAAAUUUUUGAUAAUUAAAAAAAUAUAGCAAUAACGAAUUUUUAUGAAGAAUUCAUUCAAAAAGUUAAUCGAUUUCUUAUCAUUAACUACUAAAUUUCUAAUCAAAAUUCUAACCAGUAUGCCUCUUAAUUAAUCGGGUUCACUCGAGGCGUCUCGAGACGGCUCAACUACUGCCGAACUUGCCUUACGAUUUCCAUUCUCCAGUUUCCAGAGUCCUCCUCUUCGGUUGUUGCCGGUGGUAAGCAGACGGCCUGUGCCAUUAGAGUGAAUAGGUUUGGGACUUGUCACUACUUGCUCCUUCUCGGCAUAAGCUGAUUCUGCGCUAGUCGCUUUGUCUUGGCCUCUGAAGGAUGCCGGUGGCCAGGAGAAAAAAGUCCUUCUAGAAGGGUGAAAACGCCUUUUAGAAGAGGCAAAACCCACCCACAGAGACAGGAGAAUUAAUCGAAAAGCUGUUAAUAAUAUUUUACUUGAGCUUUUUCCAUUAAAUUAGAUCAAAAAUAAUAAUAUAAAAAUUAAUAUUUUAGCCAAUAAAAAUUUUCUUAUUUUUCAGUUUGAUUAGGUUAAGAACUCAAAAAUGGAAUUUCACUGAUAUUUUGUUCCAAUUUAAAGGAGGGGUAAGGGAAUCCAGUAUCUUACGUAUAAAUAUUGCAAGCUAUAGUGAACUUGAAUCCCUCAUGCUGCAUUAUUUCCAUAAUAUUAAUAUAAAAAAUCAGAGUAGGCUAAUGGAAGAUGAAAUUAAAAUGUACAAAGAAAGCUUAAACGAUCUAAGAAAUGAUAAAUACCUGGACUUAAUUUCAGACCAGUUAAAAGAAAGGCUAUUUGAGAAAAUUGAUACUGAUGUUGAUUUAUUAAAAUAUGGACUUUCUUCAUCAUCUUUUACAACUAGUUAUCAAUCAUUAUAUUUUUUCAAUAGCUCAGAAGUAUCUAUAAUCAAACAAAAUAUAUGAGAAAUUGAAAAUGAAUUAAUUUAUGAAUUCAAUUUAGCAGAUGAAGAUUCAAAAAGUAUUAUCAAUUAUCAAUUAAACAUAAUUAUUUACGUUACUGAAGGAUAUUCUUCAUUGCUCAUAAUUUUAUACCUAUUUUAUUAUGUCCCCUUUCUGUAUAAAGAAAAAAAAUUGCUUAAGAAACUAAAGAUUUUACCAAUGAUUAUUCCAAGCUCAAAAAUAAAUUCUAACUCCCCCCCCUCCGUGAGUGAACAAAACCAUUAGAAAAAUCGCCAUUUUUUGCCCAAAAACCCACCCUCCGUGAGUGAACAAAAAUUUUUUUAAAAGAAAAAUUUUUUAUAGAAAAAAAAUUUGAUAUAUAAGUGAUAAUUAGCAUAAUGAAAUAUAGUGCUAAUUCUGUUUAAUUUUUAACAAAUUGCUUUUUAAAACUUAAAUUUUAUAAAUUAAAUUAAUAUUUGCUUUCCAAUUUUUGCGUAUUAGGAUUUUUUUAAAUUUCGAAAAAAAAUAUUUUUUUAUAAAAUUUAUGUAUAAAUUUUUUUUAAAUAAAAAAAAUUAACCCCCCUCCGUGAGUGAACAAAAUUUUUUUUGUUCACUCACGGAGGGGGGAGUAAGGAAGAAACAGAAUUUUAG
This is a messenger RNA of Blepharisma stoltei, 6978 nucleotides long. The record is from the annotation of a GenBank genome assembly. NCBI's taxonomy places the organism in Eukaryota, Ciliophora, Heterotrichea, Heterotrichida, Blepharismidae.